Messenger RNA from Trichophyton rubrum CBS 118892, 2715 nucleotides. RefSeq lists its product as uncharacterized. NCBI's taxonomy places the organism in Eukaryota, Fungi, Ascomycota, Eurotiomycetes, Onygenales, Arthrodermataceae. The transcript has 4 exons. The coding region runs from base 190 to 1059 and encodes 289 amino acids. Gene Ontology annotation, cellular component: membrane. The record is from RefSeq and is a predicted model, not a curated record.
CAACCGACGGCAGUGCCAUUUACUAUCAUUCGAAGAGACAGGAGAGAAUAAAUAAAUAUUACGGUCUUUCGCCUCCUGCUAGGCCCACUACCACGCUCCAGGCCAAAGGCCAGACCUUCAAACUCCAACGACCAGAGAAAUCGGCUUCUUACUGGUAGAGACAGUUCAUUCCGGUGAUAUUGCGUCGAGAUGAAGCCUAUAAUAGCUGUCCCGGCGACUCUUCUGCUGGUACAUCGCGCCUGGUCAAGGAAAUCGCUUACACCGUUGGGCAUUGUAUUCGCAGCGCUCACGGCGGUAAUACAUGCAAUCCACCCGUCUUCGACUCCCUUUGCUCUUUUAAUCGUCUUCUUCUUGGGUGGUACGAGGGUAACCAAAGUAAAACACGACGUGAAGGCUCGCCUGACAAUAUCAGCCGCUGGAGCAGCCGGUGGAGAAGGAUCACGAACUCAUAUUCAAGUGCUUGCAAACUCGGGUGCCGCCUCCAUUUUGAUAUUACUCGACUGCUAUCGGAUAUACUACAAAAACGGGAAUCUGUCGUGUCUUCCGUAUGGCAGGCCUGAGAGCCUCCUCAUGGUUGGAAUCGUUUCGACCUACGCUGCCGUUGCCGCUGAUACGUACUCCAGCGAGCUGGGAAUCCUCUCCAAAAGCGCCCCUCGUCUGAUAACAUCUCCUACCUUUCGAAAAGUCCCUCCCGGAACAAAUGGCGGAAUAACGCUUGUUGGUGUCGCAGCUGGAUCUUUGGGGGCAUUUACUAUUGCCGUGACAUCCCUGCUGCUCCCAUUUUGUUCUCUUGGUUCACCUGUUGCUGGCUGCUCGAAGCUCGGUCUCGAGGGAGGGAGUGCUUGGAGUUGGAAUGAGCAAGCACUUUGGGUCCUCGCGAUCACGAUAUGGGGUACACUGGGGAGCCUUCUUGACAGCCUUCUUGGAGGACUGCUUCAAGCCACUGUUGUCGAUAAACAAACGGGAAAAGUCGUUGAAGGAUGUGGUGGACAAAAGGUCAGCCAUACCCCGCGCUGCCUCUCUCCCGCUAAUAGCUCUUCCGUUAACAUAAUCGACUAGGUUCUUAUCCAUGCUGGUGCUCUCACGUCCAAAAUCAUGGGAGAUCCUCCUGUCCGGCAAGAAACAUCCCUUCGAACGAACGAGGACAUUGCUAAUGCCUUGUCACCGCAUGCUUCUCCUCACGAGAAUAACGAGGGAAUUUCAGAUCCGGCUCAUGAGAGCCGUAAGAUCACCGCCGGCAGUGACAUUCUCGACAACAAUGCUGUCAAUUUCCUGAUGGCUAGCAUUAUGGCGGUCGGAGGCGUUGCCAUGGCCAGCUUCAUCUGGGGCACCCCCAUUGACAGAAUAUUCCGCGAAUGGUAAUAUUUCAAUGAAUAGACGCCGAUAUGACAAACGAAAAAAAUACACACAAUAAACAAGCUCUCACGAUAACUCUAUCGGUGUCCCUUUUGCUUAACAUCUUGAUAAGAGCAGCUUCUGGUGAUUAUACCCCUUUCCGUGGGCCAAGCCGAGGCACAAAAAACUGGGGCAUCUUAUGCCUCAAGAUAUGCGCUCAUCCGAGGACGGCGAUUUAUGGAGAUAGAGAUCCAGUAUAUAAUCAUAGUGGGCUGACCAGCUGCAAGGGUAAAGUUGCAGCCCUGACUCCGUUGGUGGGGAUACAUCGUACGGGGUAGACUAUGGCGACCAAAGCUUCUUGGCUCUUCCUACAACCACGUCACCUGUAUAGGCGUUGGAAUGUCUGCAUCAGCUCUGGGGUUAGUAUUGAAACGAUGAUAUUAAAUCAAUGGUACCUGGUUCUUUGAACAACAACCUGCCGGCGGGACUUUGGGAGGCGAACACUUUAUCCAGGUACAAAUAAUUAGACCCCUACUCCAAUGUAGUUAGGCUGUUACAAUUUAAGCACUAACAAUCAUUGUAGGAUGCGUCUAUGAUGUGCCCAGCGCUCUUUAUAGCUUCAUGUUGCUCUCAGUCGAGCUAGACCCAGCCGAUGCAGCGGUCAGAGGAGAUCCGAGAGCAAUUGAUGCACUCGGCCCAUAAGACCGCAUCUCUCUCUCUCUCUCUCUCUCUCUCUCUCUCUCUCUCCUGAGGUAGUCAGAUGCGUUUGGCAGUAGCAUUGCUCCGAUAGCCUCUUUUCCUAAUUGAUAUCAACGCUGAGCGGGACUUUACACACAUGAAUGUCAGGCCUCAUUCAGUGUAAUCACAUUGCUCGGCCCGACCAUGAAACCUUUAGAAAGGGAACCGUCAGAUGCCACAACUCCCUCUCCUCCGGAGGUAGCCAUAAUGUUUCUCUGGAAAGGAAAAUUGUCAUCGUAGUUUGGUAACAUCUCUGCGUUAAUAGCAUUGGAUAGUACCGUCUAUCAAUUCCACACGCUCUCCAUACGCACUCUGGAUACUGCGUAAUAUCCCAUUUGCAAUGCGACUGCCGCGGUUUCGCGUCUAUCUCGGGGAGGGGUCAUAAUUCCUGAUGUCCUUUAUAGCUAAAAAGGGCAAAAGAUUACUCCUGGGCUAGGGAGCUAGAACAGAGAAGUUCAUGAGAAAGGAACCCCCUGAGAAAUAUCAUGAUACCCUCUUACCGGCUUUUGAAAUCGGCUGCCUGGUCGGUUUGCUGAACUCUCCUCUUGUGCAACUCCCUUGGAGCUAACACCCUACCACGGUACCGCAUAUGUACUUGAUAUUGGAUACCCUAAGAUGCUUCAUAAUGAAAAUCUACUACUG